Helianthus annuus (common sunflower) is the source of this 1578-nucleotide messenger RNA. RefSeq lists its product as uncharacterized. The record is from RefSeq and is a predicted model, not a curated record. Gene Ontology annotation, molecular function: DNA binding. Gene Ontology annotation, biological process: DNA replication; DNA recombination; DNA repair. Bases 1 to 1491 code for a protein of 496 amino acids. The transcript has 9 exons. Gene Ontology annotation, cellular component: nucleus. Lineage: Eukaryota; Viridiplantae; Streptophyta; Magnoliopsida; Asterales; Asteraceae.
AUGGAACAACGAGCCAUCACGUUGCUGAAAAACUUGAAUCUCAACCAGGAUGACUAUACCAUCAAAGUUCGCAUUGUCAGACUAUGGAGUCGACCAGCCUUCAAUGAUUCUCGAAAGGUUUAUUGCUAUGAUAUGAUUUUAAUGGACGAAGAAGGGACGAAAAUUCAAGCCUUUGUCUUAGCCAAGACUGCGAGAGAGUAUGAACAAUUGUUGAAGGAGAAGCAAUGUUUGUUCAUCCGUAAUCCUUCAUUAGGCGAGAAUCGACAGAAAGUGAAAUAUGUUCAUAUUUCCACCAAGAUUAAUCUAAACAGCAACGCAAUAGUGUCGGUUUGUGAUGAACCUGUUGGUUCUGAGUGGGGAUUCGACUUCUCUCCUUUUAGUUCUAUUGUUGAAGACCCUACUGACGACAGCAAGUCCUUUAAAAGUCCCAUUGGGUAUCUUUAUGUUUCAAAUCUCUACACUGUCACUCGCGUGUUGAUCAACGCUGAAAUUGAUGACAUUUUAACAUUUAAGAAGAGGUUCUUCUCAAACAUUACCCCCGAAACGUCUUCCACCUUUUCUGGAUUGAGUGCAUCCAGAAUAAAAGAUCCUACUGAAGAGUAUCUUUCGGAUUUUGAGUUCAGUACUAUUGGAGCUUUAAAUCAGAUUUCGGAGAAAAAGUUUGUAAUUAUUUUCGGAACUAUAAAGAGUUUUGCUUCCGAGGAUUCUUGGUUUUACAAUGCCUGCAGAAAUUGUAAUCGAUCGGUCACCACAAAAACAAUUUCAAAAGAAAAACAAGAUGGUUCCGAUGGUUUUGAAGAUAUUGUUGUUCUUGAGUGUAAGGAUGAUGGCUGUAACAGUAAGCCUGUUUACUCCGUUCCGAGGAUCAGGGUUCUGAUACGUGUUCAGGAUUGUACAGGGAUUGUGACGCUCACCUUAUUUGAGCGUGAGGUGCUUAAGCUGUUGAAGGUUAACGCGAGUCAGCUGUUGGAUAAGAACCUUGAUUUGGCUAACGAAGGGCAUUUUCCGCACGAACUCAACGCUCUACUCAACAGGAAGUUUGCAUUCAAGAUAUCUAUCAGUCCUUUCAACAUAAAACACAAAUCGGAUGGUUACUCUGUUUCAAAAUUAACAGACAAUCGAACUGUGAUUGCCGAACUAGAUAAAAUCUUUGAUGUCAUUCAGCCUGUUGACGAUGAGCGUUUGAAUGUUGUUAGCUCUGACAUGAAAGCAUCAGAUGAGGUCCCCGUAAAUGAUUCUGUCUCCCGUACCAAAGCCGAUGAGACACCUGUUUCAAAUUUUACUAAAGACAUGUUUAAAACACCCGAUGAAGAUCUCAACGGUACCUCAAUUCGUGUCCUGGAAAACGACCUGAAGCGGAAUUUGGACAGCAUUUACGAUGAUGAUGUGAUGUCUUCGCAGUCCUCUACAAAACCCCGUAAAUCUGGCAAGGAGGUUGUCGAUGAUGAUGGUGUCACAGUGGGAUUACUGAUUCCCAAGGUUGAGAAGUAGUUUGUGGCAACUAAGAAUGUUUUGAACAUCUCAUUGGUUUUUAUUUAUUCGUGGAUUGUUUGUUUGUUUUUUCGUAAAACCUAUUAA